Molecule: messenger RNA, 1621 nt
Organism: Anopheles funestus (African malaria mosquito)
Lineage: Eukaryota; Metazoa; Arthropoda; Insecta; Diptera; Culicidae
Product: zinc finger protein 391-like
Exons: 2
Coding region: 17-1510 (497 amino acids)
Cellular component (GO): nucleus
Molecular function (GO): zinc ion binding
Source: RefSeq, a predicted model, not a curated record
ACUCCAUUUCAUUAAAAUGCAGUGUAGAAUAUGUUUGAAACAGUGCGAUGAUAAUGAUAACGAAAAAAGUGCAACACUUUUCCAUUCUUUCAUUAACGGUGUGCACAUUGGAGAGUUCAUCAAUGAUUUGUUUGAUCUCCAGAUGGCUGAAGAUGAUUCUCUUCCACAAACCGUUUGCGAACAAUGUCAUCUUGAGCUUCAAAUAGUAUCGAUUUUCCGAGAUAGGCUUCUCAUGUCUGAGAAAACUCUUCGCACAUCGAUUCAGUACGGAGAAGCUGUAACUUACGAAGAAGGACUAGUAGAAGAAUCCAUUGCGUCAUGUACAGCUACUACAUCUACACUGGAUCCGGCAGAACAAGACUCGAUGACGACGGCUAGCCGUUGUAGCAAUUGUAAAAAGAUGAUAUACGAAACGGAACCAACCUAUCUGGUUCAGCAAAGCUGUCCUUCGAGCGGCAUUACCAACAAAGUACUCUGCCAAGAAUGUUACCAACAGAUCCCUACUGGUCAGAAAGAAACCGAGGGUGGUGUGCAGAAAGCUUCUAUCCAAGCAAAGCUCGAUAUAUCUCCACUAACAAUCGAUUUACAGCCAUCAGACCCACCAAACAUUGGUUCGAAACCAUAUCGUUUUUGUUGUGUGACACAUUGUUCGGAGCAGUUUACCGAUGAAGCAGCACUGAUAAAGCACACACAGGCAAUCCACGCGAUAAAAAUUAACAAAAAUCGCGAAAAUCAAGAACCUGGAAGACCGUUCAAGUGUAAUAUCUGCUUUCGAGCAUUUGCAUCGUCAAAAAAUUUGCGCGUUCAUCAGCUGGUUCGAUCGAAUGUGCACUAUCGUAACUUCACGUGCAACACAUGCCCUUUUCGUGCCGGUAGCUUAGCAGCCCUUACGAUCCACAAGCGUUCCCAUACCGGUGAGCGUCCGUUCGAGUGUGAUUCUUGUGAGAAACGAUUUUACUCUGAAGCUUUACUAAAAUCGCAUCAAGUUUGUCACCGAGGUGAGCGACCAUUCGAAUGUUCUUACUGUUCGAAAAAAUUCGCACGCAAACGAAACAUGAUGGAGCACUUCUGGUUGUGCCAGUCGGAUGAAAAACCGUACCAAUGUGACGAUUGUAGCGCUCGGUUUAAAACGAUGCAGCACUUAAGAUUGCAUCGACGAUUGCAUACAGGAGAAAAGCCGUACACGUGUAGUCUUUGUGCAAAAAAUUUUCACUACAUAAAUGAUCGAAAGCGCCACGAACUGUCGCACGCGGGGACAAAACCGUACAGUUGCAAGACUUGCGAUGCAUCGUACACUCGGAAGUACGCCCUUUCCAUGCACGAACGGACACAUACGGGUGAGCAACCGUUUGGGUGUACUGACUGUGGAAAACGCUUCUCUCAAUCUUCGUUGUUGAAGAGGCAUCUGGCGCGGCAUAGAAGGGGUGAAAAUAGUGUAUUAAGUAAGCAGCAGAAUAGCUCAGCAGGGCGUAAAAGCCGACUGAAGAAAGUAGUAACGAAUUCAAAUUAACUAAAAAAGAGUCCUCACUUUAUAGUAUGACUAGCUUACCCGGCAAACUCAGCUUUGCCCUUAAACAUGCCUUUUGUAAUUAAAGCAAACAUUUUGAGUGUUCAAUCUUGA